Drosophila suzukii is the source of this 2302-nucleotide messenger RNA. It is a transcript of the gene comm3, whose product is annotated as comm3. The record is from RefSeq and is a predicted model, not a curated record. NCBI's taxonomy places the organism in Eukaryota, Metazoa, Arthropoda, Insecta, Diptera, Drosophilidae. Gene Ontology annotation, biological process: axon guidance.
UGGCAGUUCAUUCAUUCGGCUUGUUUGCCAAGAGUCGCUGCCUUUGGAGCGAUAUUUCGCGGUCGCAGUCGACGUCGCGCUGUCACCGCCGGCGGCAGUGGCAGUUAACUUCUCGCUGUUAACGUGGCUAUAAUUGCAAGACGCAAAGAAAGCAGUUUUAAUUGUUGUAAACAAGCGCGCGAGUUCGGUUCAUUUGGCAAAACAAAAACAAACGACCAGAAGUUCUCCGCGAGUUGUUCAAUCAUUUGUUAUUGUUGAUAGAGGUCGUGAAAUUGAAUUGAAAAAUUAAAAGCGAAUGGCGCCAAAUGUUUAACUUUAAAAAAACGGUUAUGUCAAUCAACCAGUGAAGAAGUAAAACAAAAAUAAAAAAUACUUUAAAUGAAAAUGAUUUAUGAAUGCUGUCUACGAAAAAUAGACAUCCGAAGGAGAUAUACUAUAUACUAUAUAUAGUAUGUGCAUAUGUUUAUUGCUAAGAUAAAUUCCCCGCCAGCAAAACAGCAAACAGUAAAAAUAUAUGGGAAAAAAGGAGGGCUUUAAUGCCAACGAUCAAUAUUUGAACAACAAAUCAGCAAUGAGAGCCGCGAUACAGAUACAGUUUUCAACAAAAACCGUACGAGAUGCGUGAGGCGAAUUAACACCGAUGCGUUAACACAAUUAGUUGAAAAGUGAAAAACGACAUAGCGCAGAGGCAGGAGAUUAAAUAAAAUAAAAUCUAUAUGCCAUUCGGGAGUGUCGACAAAAAGCGGGCCAGCAAAUUUGCAACUUUACACUCGACGGGCGUUUUCAGUCGCGUAAUGAAGCUCCAGCAUCGCGGCUGAGUCGAAGAAAGAAACACAUGUGCCAGAAACUGAAACUACUAAAGUGCUAAAAAAAAAAAAUCUUAGAAAAUAUAUAGUUCCAAGCCAUGGCUGAUUUACUGAAGGCCCUCAAUAUCACGGGCAACCUGCUGGCAGGCCUCGAAGAUACCGGCAAUCUAACGGGUGCAACUGCAACCUCAACGGCCACAACUUUGAGUGAAGGCCUCAAUGGCACGGCAACGACCUUGGAUGCCACAUCCACGAGCAGUGGCGAAAAGAUCGAUCUUGGCGGUUUCGAUUUGCCUGGGAACUACUCGAUACUCAUUAACAAACUGGAGCAGCUGGCCCUGGGCUUGGACUCGGCCCUGGGGAACUUCACCAUCGAUCGCCAGGAGGUCGAGAUCAACCUGAGUGGGGCAGCCUCCGCAAACGAGGUGGCCGAUGUGGCCGACGACCUCUUCGACGUACUGCCAGCUGCUCGGGCUCCUCCGCCGCAUAUAGCCCACGGAUCGAGGAUUUAUACGGGCGACGAUGGCCAGGACUUUGCCCACGUGGUCAGCGAUAUCUGGAUCGGGGUCAUUCUUACACUGCUCAUCGUCUUUGUGAUAUUCUUCAUUUGCGCUUGCUUCGUUUAUCACAAGUUCCAGCAGUGGAAGAACUCAUACCGUGCCAAUCACAGCGAUCCGACGAUUGAGAUCUGUCGUCGCUGUCCGCCGGACUACGAGGCGGAGUCGCUGCCCUCCUACACGAUUGUCUCCGGACUGCCCACCUACGACGAUGCCCUGGAGGAGUUCCGCAAGGCGGGCAUCAUCCUGACCCCCGCCGUGGUGCCCAUCAUCAAGAUAUUCGAGUGCAACGAGACUGGCAAGGAACAGGCCGUGGGCUACAGCCUGGUGGAGACGAACGCCUCGGGUGGUGGCGACGGUGGGGCGGACAACGUGUCGAUAGCCUCCACCACCUGCAACUGCGGCAACUCCUCGCCCACUUCGUCGCUGCCAAGCUACAGUGCCGCCACGGCGGCUGCCUUGGCAGUGGCGGCAGCUGCUCCUCCUCAGGUGAUCGAACUGUCGCCGGAACACCUGGCCUCCCUGUCCCAGAAGCGACUCUCCCUGCAGAUCUCAUUCAAUAACUCGGUGCGCCGGCAGUCGCCGCUCAGGAACCAUCUACUCAGAUCCCGGGCGGUGGGAAAUUCCGCCGGAAUGGUGCCAUCGGAGGGGCCGACCGCGGUUCACGGGUCAGGAGGUCACGGCGGACAUGGCGGAGGCGUCACUAUCCUGCCCGUCCUGCAUCGAUCCACUUCCACAAUUUCUCUGUCCAACGAACGCCAGUUGCUGGAUCAACGUCUCAGGCAUUUGCAUCAUCGCGGUUCCCUCUACUGAGAACCGCAUCGAGCAUCCCGACUGCCUGACUAUUCCUUCCUUAAGGGUAUUCCCUACGUUAUUCAUAUCCCAAGAGUUGUUAGUUUUAAGAUAAAGACACAAUAAAAACACGUUAUUUUAUGAUUU